AUGCCCAAACGAAAGGCCGUCUCCAAACUGUCAGGUUUGGUUAGCUCCGACGAUGAAGAUCUGAUGCAAUUCUCUGAAAAUGAGACUGUCCCACAACAAGCGCCUCAAGACGAGCCUCCCGCAAAGAGACGGAGAGGCCGACCACCAAAUUCAUCUGAUGAUAAGGCCCCUGCAAAAGGUCCUUCUGCGCCAGCAAAACGACAGGCGCUCCCUGAAAUAGCCACUGAAGAACACCUGGAAGAAGCACCGGGGCCCUCAAAGCCAGUUGGUCGUCGCGGUCGACCCCGCGCAGCCAGUCGCGACCCGGAAAUGGUCGCAUCGCAGACACGGGCUGCCACGAAAUCCAAAGCUCCAGAUCCCGUACAUGAAGGCGAUGAAGACGGGUCCUCAGCUGCCUCCGAAGAAGAGAAAUAUGAGAAGACAACAAGAGCUGGCAGAUCUGCAGCGACGGCAGCACGUGGGCGGGGAAGAGGUCGAACGGCAAGCGUUGCCAGGCCUUUGCAAAUGGACGGAGAAUUUGAAUACACACCCACCCGUGCGAUCACACAAAAAGAAGAGAGGUUAUCUGUAAAGGGUCAAGCGCAACAAACCGAUGGGGCCGCCGACGAUCUUGUAGAGGAAUCUAUGCUGGAAAGCGAGCAGCAACCUAAUGCUCAUGGGGCAUCAUCCGCGGUGCAUAACGCUAGGGCGCGACUUGCCUCGCUGAAAAAUCGCGAUUUUUCUCCAAGUAAGCGGAAAUCCGGGGCUUCAAGUGAACACGGUGGUGAUCCAGAGUUGAGACGUAAGAUUGGUGAGAUCACCAAGAAACACGAUGCGCUGGAAUCCAGGUACCGCAAUUUGCGGGAAAUUGGGCUUGUAGAAGCGAACUCCAACAUGGAGAAACUCCGCAAACAAUGCGAGAGCAUCACUACUGCAUCGAACGAACUCAUUGCAUCGCUCAGGUUAGAGCUGGACGCACAGCGAGCUCUUGGCCUUCAGAGUCGUACUUUACAAAAGCAAUUGAAGGAUCGGGAUGCAGAAUUGUCUCGACUUCAAGUGCAGGCAGAUGAGGCACGGUCUCAACUUGCCUCAUCCCAAUCCGAAAUCAAGGCAUUGCAAACAAAACUCGCCGCUGCACGCAACACGGCCGCUAGCCUAGAAGCAAGCAAGGUUCCUGGAAGUGCCAUGAAGGGAGGCCUCGCCAACCGUGCCUCAGCAGCUGCGAGUGCUGAGGCUGCCCAGGUAGCCCAGUUGGCCCAGUUGAAGGAGGAUCUGUACACAGAUUUCACUGGGUUAAUUAUCCGGGACGUCAAGAAUCGGGAGACCGAUCAUCUAUACGAUUGCAUCCAGACUGGUGUCAACGGGACCCUUCACUUCAAGCUUGCCAUCCCCAAGGUUGCCAGCUCGGAAUACGAGCAGGCCGAAUUUCAGUACCUGCCUUUGCUGGACCCGAGCCGUGAUCGCGAACUUGUCAACAUUCUACCCGACUUCCUGACGGUGGACAUCACUUUCAAGCGCGAGCAGGCUUCCAAAUUCUAUACGCGGGUGAUCGAUGCUCUCACAAAGCGCCGGGCGAGCACAUCCUAA
Messenger RNA from Penicillium oxalicum, 1566 nucleotides. RefSeq names its product putative chromosome segregation protein (Pcs1). Gene Ontology annotation, biological process: meiotic sister chromatid segregation; homologous chromosome segregation; attachment of mitotic spindle microtubules to kinetochore. Lineage: Eukaryota; Fungi; Ascomycota; Eurotiomycetes; Eurotiales; Aspergillaceae. Bases 1 to 1566 code for a protein of 521 amino acids. Gene Ontology annotation, cellular component: monopolin complex; mitotic spindle; chromosome, centromeric core domain. The transcript has 3 exons. The record is from RefSeq and is a predicted model, not a curated record. Gene Ontology annotation, molecular function: microtubule site clamp; protein binding.